Messenger RNA from Carya illinoinensis, 1891 nucleotides. Its product is annotated as protein JINGUBANG-like. Bases 265 to 1617 code for a protein of 450 amino acids. The transcript has a single exon. The record is from RefSeq and is a predicted model, not a curated record. Gene Ontology annotation, molecular function: protein binding. Lineage: Eukaryota; Viridiplantae; Streptophyta; Magnoliopsida; Fagales; Juglandaceae.
AAAUGCACACUACGUAUACCCAGACCUAGUGAUCACUAUCAUCAAUCAUCAUUCAUCGGCAUCAUAGGGUGUAUAUUUACUUUUCUUUCUUCAGCUGUAUAUAUAAAUGAUUUAUCCUCAAAUUGUUAAGGCCAGCAAAUUUGAAUGCCAUAAAGAGCCUUAAUUGGUGAUUACUGUACGUAGGCAACCCCAGCUGAACUGAAAUUUAGACAGAUCUAUGCAGUUUAGAACACCCUACAGCAAAGUACUGCAGCACUAUCCACCAUGGAAGCCCAUGGCGAAAUGGACCUAGGAGGCUUCUUGGAUGAAGAAAGGAAGAAAAUUAAUUUAUCAAGGACACUCUCUUUUGGUGGUCGUGAUCAGAACUCAUCUGAAUCUAACGUCCAGUUUGCUUCUCCAAGGCCAUCUUCUGCUUCGGCAACAUCAAUCCCAUUGCCCGUGCCUAUGAGCCCCGAGACACCAUGGACACUCUCCCCCGUGCGCAUGUCUCCCUCUCAACCCCUUCUUUAUCAUUGCAUUGCGUCUCUACACCGCCAUGAAGGUAACAUUUUCUGUAUCGCACUCACCAAAGAUUUCAUAUUCACUGGAUCUGAGAGUAAACGAAUCCACGUCUGGAAGCAACCAGACUGCACUCAAAUGGGUUACAUAAGGGCCAAUUCUGGUCAAGUUCGUGCCAUCUUGGCCCAUGGAAGACUUCUAUUCACCACGCAUAGCGACUGUAAAAUCCGACUGUGGAAUGUGUCCAUCACAGCAGAGAAUUUCCGACCAAAGAAGAUCGCCACGUUGCCUCAAAGAAAGCCAUUCUUCUUGUUUACGAGAAAGAGCACCCACCAACACAGAAACAUUAUUUCUUGCCUAGCGUACAACCAUGAAGAAAAGCUUUUAUACACGGGCUCGUGGGAUAGAACGGUUAAGGCCUGGAAUAUCUCUGAAAAUCGUUGUGUGGAUUCGUUCGUGGCUCACGAUGGCCAUGUUAAUGCAAUUGUCGUCAAUGAACAUGAUGGGUGUGUUUUCACUUGCUCUUCCGAUGGCUCAGUGAAAAUAUGGAGAAGAGUGUUUGGAGAAAACUCUCAUAUCCUCACCAUGACCCUGAAAUUUCAACUUUCACCGGUGAAUGCCUUGGCGUUGAGCUUGUCACCCAGCACUUUCUUGCUCUACUCUGGUUCGUCGGAUGGGCUUAUAAACGUUUGGGAGAAGGAGAAGCUGUCUGGGAGAUACAACCAUGGAGGGUUUUUACAGGGCCAUCAUUUUGCUGUCCUUUGCUUGGUAGCCAUAGGGGACAUAGUGUUUAGUGGUUCUGAGGAUGCAACCAUUAGGGUAUGGAGGAGAGAGGAAGGAAAUUGCUUACAUUCAUGUCUUUCAGUCAUCGAAGGGCAUCACGGGCCAGUGAGAUGCUUAGCUGCGUCUUUAGAGUCGGAUAAUUUAGUUAAGUGUUUGCUGAUUUAUAGUGCGAGCUUGGAUCAAACUUUUAAGGUAUGGCGGGUUAAGAUUUAUCCCGUCGAGAAGGCAUACUUGGAGGAGCCAGUGAAAGAUCGGCAAAGAGAAGUUGUGGAGUUUGAGAUGAAUCCUGUGUUAUCGCCAUCAUGGGUAGAGAAGAAGCGUCAAGGAGAUCAUUAAUAUAUUUCUAGUAGAAGGGGAAGUAGAUCAUAGCAGCAAAGGAUUCGGACCAUGUAAGCUAUAAUUUAGUUUGAUUUUUGUGUUUAAUAAAUUGAUCAAUCAAGGGGUUUCUCUAAUUCUAUAACCCUUUUCUGUUUGAAUCUCGAUGUAUUUUUUUAAGCCAUAUGAGGAUUAUAGCUGAUUCACUCCAACGUCUAGUUCUAAAACUUGACUGGGCUUGAUUAUGGGGCUUUCGACAAAGUUCAACUGGAACUGGUCCCUCUGCACUGGCCUA